Brenthis ino (lesser marbled fritillary) is the source of this 3357-nucleotide messenger RNA. The record is from the annotation of a GenBank genome assembly. NCBI's taxonomy places the organism in Eukaryota, Metazoa, Arthropoda, Insecta, Lepidoptera, Nymphalidae.
AUGUCUGAAGAAAUACAAUCUGCGCAUUUUGGCGUAAGCAAAAAUCAAUUUACUUUACACACAGGUGUGAUUUAUUUGCAAGGAAACAGUCCAGUCUCAUUUUGUACCAUAUCACCAUCGCUUUCUCAUGAUCCUGGUGCGAUUUGGGCACUUUUGAAACCAAUUAUUGAGUACGCAAAGGAAAGAUGUCAAAUGGCACGUGCUAUUCACUUUUUCUCCGACGGACCUUCGACGCAGUAUUGUCAGAAGAAAAACUUUUAUUUAUUUAACAAGAUUAUUGGUCAAAGCAUCUUUGAUUACGGUACUUGGUCGUUUUUCGAAGCUGCGCAUGGCAAAGGCCCUGCAGACGGCGUAGGUGGUGCCGUUAAAAGGAAGCUAGACAAAUUGGUUGCUUAUAAACAUGAUAUACCAUCUGCAGAAGCAGCAUACUUUCUACUGAAAUCACAAGAAACUGAAGUGAAAAUAUUUUACAUCCCGGAAGAAGAUAUAACUGCUAUUCAAAAUACCAUACCUAAUGAUCUAAUAUCACUGCCAGGAACAAUUCGAGUACAUCAGAUCAUUACACAAAACUGUGAUGGGUCUAUAUUCUACAGUGAUAAAACCGUUACUAAGAAACGAUCAGCAAAGGACCCUGAAAAUCAAUCAGGCAAAUCAGGCAUCAAAAAAUCAGGCAAAAGAAAGAGAAAUACGGACUCUACAGACACAGAACUAGACUCUGAUGUAACUUAUGCUGAAACCAGUGAAAGUGAAGGAUAUAAGAUUAGUGAAGAUCUAAGCAGUGAAGAUGAAAGAAAAUGUACAGACGUUCAUGCUAUUAAGGAAAAGCUCAAGACCGAACAAAAAAAGGAGAAUAUGAUCGUGGACAGAGAGAUUAUAGAAACUGAAGAAAGAAAAAUCACUAUUUCCAGAAAAAUGAAAGAAAAAGAGAACAGAAGACUUGUACUUCAUGAACCAAACCGUAGUUUAAUAACGUCUUGCAAUACAAAUAUUAAAAUAUUAAGUGAUAUUGAGGUUGUCAAUGUCCUAGACGAAAAAACUGGACAAUUUAUAAUAAAAGCAAACAAGAAUGUGGUUGACGCCAGUUCCAAAUAUGUCGUCAAAGAAAAGGAAGUUGAAGUCAGUCUAGACAGGGUGAAACCGGCUUCCCCUCCAACGUGCGUUCACCUUGUCGUGGUGGGGGGGCUCAGUAGUAGUAGCGAAGCUAAGAAACGCACAGGGAGGUUGCCCAUGUUAAAGUUAUGGGCCCAGGGCCAGGGCCAGGGCUCCAGAUCCAGAAGUAUACUGAGAAAUAUACGAUCGAUCGAUACGCACUGCACGGAACAUUACACUCUGAUCUAUCUACGUGAAGAAAUCUUAAUUAUGGCAUCCGAUGGCGUGAUUUCCCCUGCACGUGGCGAUGGCGUCUCUCGUGUCAAUUCGACGACGUCUGUCCCUAUGUUUCCUGCAAUUGAGAAGCUGGAAGGCAGCAAGAACUACUUGGCGUGGAAAUUUGCUAUACGUAUGGUCUUAAUACUAGAAGGCUUGUGGGAUUGUGUUACUGCGAAUGUCGUCACAGACGCUGCGCGUGAUCAACGUGCGCUGGCGCGCAUAGCUUUAAGUGUUAAAACGAGCCUUUACCAGCAUAUUCGCAACGCAGCUACUGCUAAAGAAGCGUGGGAUAUAUUUGAAGCCUUUCGGAUAUAUUUGAAGAUAAGGGACUCUUGCGUCGUGUUUUACUUGCAACAGCUAGCCGAUAUUGGGCGAAAGAUAGAAGAUGAAGAAAUAGCUGAAUUGUUACUAAGCGGUCUACUUCAGGAAUACGACUCGCUUGUGUCUAAUCUGUCAACGUUCACAUUAACAACAAGAAUUUCUAGUGAAGUAGUGAGAACUCGCCUACUACAAGAAGAUUUGCGGAGAAACAAUUCUAAUUCUCAUAAUAUAUCUGAAGCUGCUUAUAUUUCAAAACGCAAAGUGAAAUGUGACUAUUGUCAUAAAGAAAAUCAUGUGAAAGCAAAAUGUUUUAAGUUAAAGCGUGACAAAAAGUUAAAAAACAGUACUAAUGUAUGUAUGGCAGCUGCAUAUCUCUCUAGGCAUAGACAGGAAGAUUGGUUUAUAGACUCUGGGUGCACUGCACAUAUGUGCAAUAAGAAAGAUUUCUUUGUGUCACUUAAGUCAACCUCAUCAACAGUGUCAGUUGCUAACAAUGAGACUAUGAUAUGUGAAGGUGUCGGGACUGUGAAUAUUCAAUGUAAUCAUAAGGUACUUAUUCUUAAUAAUGUUUUGUAUGUUCCUAAAUUAACAACAAAUUUGAUUUCUGUAAGUAAGUUAUUAGAAUUAGAUCUAAGAGUGGUGUUCAAUUCGGGAGGUUGUUUUAUAUAUGACAGUAAUGAUAAACUUAUCAGUUCUGCUAGGAAUUUAAAUGGGAUAUUUAAAUUGUAUGGGUGUGUUAGAAAUAGUAGGUAUUUGCACAAAAAGGAGCAUUCUUUGUUCCUUCAUGAUAAGAAGGACUACCAGAGUGCCGCAGUUGCAGCUCAUCAGCAGCCAAUGCUAUUAUGGCAUCGAAGGUUGGGCCAUCUCAGCUCUGGAGUGGAGAUUGAUAGUUUUAAUAAUAUUAAUUCUUGUGUUUUCAAAGAUUCGUGGGAUACUGGCAGCGAGCACAACUCCUCUGUCGAGUGUUCGGUGAAUGAUGACGUAGGAGGUGUCUCUGUUACGUCACAACGCGCGACGUUGACUGGAGGGGAAGGUGUGCCUGUAGCUUCACGCCCAAUACGUAGUACACGUUUGGUUCCGCCUAAAAGGUAUGACGACUAUGAUAUGUCUAUGUUUGUAAGGGAUGUUUUGGUCGACGAGCCACAGUCGUAUCGAGAGGCUAUGGAUAGUCCUUACUGCGAUGACUGGAUGCAGGCUAUGAAGCUGGCCGUUGGUAUUUACAAAAUGUCCUCGGAUUUAGAAGAAGAUGCUACGGGUCCGUCCACACCCAAGAAAUAUAAGAAAACCAAACACAGAGCCCAAAAGUAUAGGACUCAAUGGGAAUCAGAAGGCGAAUUUAAAGAUUGGAUUGGCCCUGAUGAAAAUAACAUUAAUAAGGCAUAUUGUAAAUUAUGUGAUGUGAAAAUAUCUUGUGAAAUAUCUACUUUAAAGAGACACAUGUCCAACGUUGAACAUUCACGGAAAAUAAAAAAUAAAAAACUUGCCAAGCCGAUACAUUCAUUUUUCAAAAAACCUCAUGUGAAUUGGCCCCAUGAAAAUUCUGUUGCUGAACUUGAAUUAAAACUUUGUUCAUUUAUGGCUGAGCAUAACAUUUCAUUCCAAACCAUGGAUCAUUUAAGUGAAAUAAUAAAAAGUAUACCAGAUUCGAAAAUUGCAUCCGAUAUUACA